Gopherus flavomarginatus (Mexican gopher tortoise) is the source of this 3768-nucleotide messenger RNA. RefSeq names its product HtrA serine peptidase 3 (gene HTRA3). Lineage: Eukaryota; Metazoa; Chordata; Testudines; Testudinidae. The coding region runs from base 612 to 2012 and encodes 466 amino acids. The record is from RefSeq and is a predicted model, not a curated record. The transcript has 9 exons. Gene Ontology annotation, molecular function: serine-type endopeptidase activity; protein binding. Gene Ontology annotation, cellular component: extracellular region. Gene Ontology annotation, biological process: proteolysis.
UCUGUGCAGCUGGUGCUGCCUGUGCUGCUGCUGACAGGGACGCCUGAGAGGCAGCUGCAGCAGCAGCCACAUCCCGCAUAUAACUGUCUUGCUUAACUUGCUUCUGUCUUCACUGCCUCUUGCAACUCUUCCUCCUGCAGCGCUCCUGAUAACUCCUUCACAGCCACUGCAGACCUGGGGAGAUAGAGGCUGUGUGUGCAGACUUUCUGAGGACUAAAUCAGCUUUCAGAAUCCCAGCCCUGCAAGCUAGUCCCGAAGAGCAGCUGAGCCUUUGCAAGUUUACUCUACGCGAAUGGACUGACCCAGCUUUUACUUAGUGACUUCAUGUUUUAACCUCUUUCCAGCCUCUGUUUUCUUUCUGCCUACUGCUCCCUUCUGUAUUGUGGAGAGCCCCAUAACAUUAGCAGGGGUGCACGAGUCACGGGGCUGUUGAGGAAGAUUAACCCUUUCCUUUUCUUGUGUGUGCGCAAAACCUAACUUUCCCUUUUCUAUUAUUCCCUCAUUGCAUUUUAAUUGCACAUUUUGCCUGUUUUUACCUCCCACCCCCACCCCUUGUUAUUCCCCUGGAUUUGCACAUUUUCCUCUCCCUGAUUAAAAAAGUGUUACAGGUGAUGACAGUUUUUCUGUUGCCAGUUUCGUUCCUGCUGGUGCUAAGUUCUAGCCGGGCCUUUGCAGAUCCCUUUCUGGCCAAUGGCAAGUGUCCAGCUCGUUGCGAUGUCUCCAAGUGCCCAAGCCCCAGCUGCCCAAGCGGCUACGUCCCCGAUCGUUGCAACUGCUGCCUCAUCUGUGCUGCGGGAGAAGGUGAUUCCUGUGGCCGCAAGGAAGACCCACCGUGCGGGGACAGCCUGGAUUGCAAGUACCCCAUGGGCAAGCGCUUCGGCAAAGGCGUGUGCCAGUGCAAGCUCAGCUACCAGGUGUGCGGCAGUGAUGGCAGGACCUAUGACAAUGUGUGUCAGCUGAAGGCGGUGAGCCGUAAAUCUUUACAACAGGGAUUGCCAGCUGUCAUCCAGAUCCAGAAAGGCACCUGUGAAUCGGGUCACCAACAGCCCAACAGCCCAAGAUACAAGUUUAACUUCAUUGCAGAUGUGGUGGAAAAGAUUGCGCCCGCAGUUGUACACAUUGAAAUUUUCCUGAGACAUCCUCUCUUUGGCCGAAAUGUCCCCUUGUCCAGUGGAUCUGGGUUUAUAAUGUCAGACUCAGGUUUAAUUGUUACCAAUGCCCACGUGGUGUCAAGCAGCAAUGCUAUAUCAGGGCGACAACAAUUAAAAGUGCAGCUACAGAAUGGAGAUACCUAUGAAGCAACAAUCAAAGACAUAGACAAGAAGUCUGAUAUAGCAACAAUAAAGAUUCAUCCUAAAAAAAAACUGCCUGUAUUAUUACUGGGCCACUCGGCUGAUCUGCGUCCUGGGGAGUUUGUUGUGGCUAUUGGGAGCCCCUUUGCCUUGCAGAACACUGUGACAACAGGUAUUGUCAGCACUGCUCAGCGAGAUGGAAAGGAGCUAGGCCUGAGGGACUCGGAUAUGGAUUACAUUCAGACAGAUGCCAUUAUCAACUAUGGAAACUCAGGAGGACCUCUAGUUAAUUUGGAUGGUGAAGUGAUUGGAAUAAACACUUUAAAGGUUACUGCUGGAAUUUCCUUUGCUAUUCCUUCUGAUCGCAUCUCUCAGUUCCUCACAGAGUCACAUGACAAACAAAAUAAAGAUGGGAAAAAACGCUUCAUUGGCAUAAGGAUGCUGACAAUAACACCCAUUCUUGUGGAAGAACUAAAACUCAAUAAUCCUGACUUUCCUGAUGUCAGCAGUGGAAUUUAUGUACAUGAAGUUGUCCCAAAUUCACCUUCUCAGAGAGGUGGCAUCAAAGAUGGAGACAUCAUUGUUAAAGUAAAUGGACGUCCUUUGAUGACCUCCAGUGACCUGCAAGAGGCUGUGAUGAAUGAGUCACCUCUACUACUUGAAGUUCGAAGGGGAAAUGAUGACUUGUUAUUUAACAUAGAGCCUGAAGUUGUCAUGUAAAUCGAACUGAGGAAGCUCACACCAUAACUAAACUCACUUAUUCUGAAACAUCAGAUACCUCCUUUACAGCUGCAGUGAUUAUACUUCCUGUUGACUAAUGACAAGGUGGACUUACUUGAUUGCCUGAGCCAUAUCUGUACAUAGUAAUUAAAUUUAAUUAGGUUACAAAAUAAAAACAAACUUGAUUUUACCUUUAAAGCAAUUUUGUUAAAAAUAUUUUGAGGAUAACAACAAACAACCCCACAAUGUGUGUAAAUUGGGCACAUUAAUCAUAUAUCUGCCAUUGCAGGGGCCUCAGGCACUGGUGCACUUUGGCCCUUCUGUUCUCUGCCUGUGGCACAUAAUAGUCUUAUCUCCUGUGACCGUAAUGCUCUGGUCUAAUUUUGGUUGUUGGCUUUAGUGUAUGGGUACUGGGUGGUACUGAUGGUCUGUGAUAUACAGGAGUUCAGACUGGAACUGGUGGUCCCUCUGCCUUAAACUCUAUGACUCUUUCUGGAGUGUAACUAUAGAAAUUAAGGGCUUGGCUACACUGGAGAGUUGCCGCGCUGGUGGUGGGUUUACAGCGCUGCAACUUACUCACCGUCCACACUUGCAAGGCACUUACAGCACUGCAUUUCCCUGGCUGCAGCGCUGGCUGUACUCCUGCUCUGCCUGGGGUAUAACGAUUGCAGCGCUGGUGAUGCAGCGCUGCUUCGCCAGUGUGGCCACCAAAAGCGCUGUAAUUGGUCUCCAGAGGUAUUCGGAGGUAUCCCAGAAUGCCUGUUCAGCCACUCCCAACAGCACUGCAAAUGCUGCAAAUGUGGCCACACUGCAGCGCUGGUAGCUGUCAGUGCGGCCACACUGCAGCGCUUUCCCUACACAGCUGUACGAAGACAGCUGUAACUCCCAGCGCUGUACAGCUACAAGUGUAGCCAUACCCUGAGUAUCAGAGGGGUAGCCGUGUUAGUCUGGAUCUCUAAAACAGCAAAGAAUCCUGUGGCACCUUAUAGACUAACAGACGUAUUGGAGCAUGAGCUUUCGUGGGUGAAUGCAUGCAUCGGACCAAGUGGAUAUUCACCCACGAAAGCUCAUGCUCCAAUACAUCUGUUAGUCUAUAAGGUGCCACAAGACUCUUUGCUGCUACAAUAGAAAUUGGCUGCAAUCCCAGUCCCUUUAAAUUUAAUAGAAGUUUUGCCAUUGAUGGCAGGGUCAGUCCUGUAAUUUGAAGUCCAUAACUCCAUCAACAGUGAGGAAACAUGGUUAAAAAGGGGAAAUUGCCAUUGGAUGAUUAUAAGCAGGAUUUUGACACAACAGAACUAAGCUACUUUGACCAAAAGCUGAGCUUUUUUUGUUUGUUUGUUUUUGCGUUUUUUGCCUCUUUGAAUGUGAAAUUAGCAUUGGCAAAGCCUUUAUUGGUUCUUGGAGCUUGUACAUUAUAUAUGAAUGCAGGUGGGGAAAAUUUGUAAAUAUAAAAAUAGUAUGAAAGCGGUAACAGGCUAUAGAGUGUUACACCUAGGUCAUGCAAUUCUGGAAUAUAGUAAAUGAUUCUUAUAGAAUUAAUGCUUUAGUUAAAUAUAUAAAAGUCAAAACAAUGUGCAGAAAAAAAAGUUUGAAAAUGCACAGUAUUUUUACAGGGUUUUUUAAAGUCAAGGUACAAAUUAGUGUUUCAUUAUAUUGGUAUGCUUUGCUGAAAAAUUGAUAUACUACUUAUGCUUGUACUGUAUAUGUUUCUACUGUAAGGAAAUUGAAGUUUGCACAAAUAAAAAUUUGCUUUGCA